Molecule: messenger RNA, 360 nt
Organism: Notechis scutatus (mainland tiger snake)
Lineage: Eukaryota; Metazoa; Chordata; Lepidosauria; Squamata; Elapidae
Source: RefSeq, a predicted model, not a curated record
UUGAGUUGAUUAAAGAAGUAGAAGAAGCGCGGAGCACUUGUAAGAUACCAAAAUGAGCCUACGAAAACAAACUCCAAGUGAUUUCUUGAAGCAAAUCAUAGGAAGACCAGUUGUUGUAAAAUUAAAUUCUGGAGUUGAUUACCGAGGUGUACUAGCCUGCUUGGAUGGCUACAUGAAUAUUGCUCUGGAACAGACAGAAGAGUAUGUAAAUGGACAAUUGAAAAAUAAAUAUGGAGAUGCCUUCAUCAGAGGAAAUAAUGUGUUAUAUAUAAGUACACAGAAGAGGAGAAUGUGAGCCUAUUUGAAGACGGAGUAUUUCAUAUUAACUUUUCUUAAUAAAUGUUUUGUUUUUGCCUUCUG